AUGCCUGCAGUGACUGCAAAUCUUCAAGGGCAAGGGUUGCGCUGCUUAGCAGUUGCAGCAGCUGCGGGGGGAGCUGAGCUUACGGGGCCGGAUUGGCAGGAGCGUUCGACGUCAGCUGACGCAGAGAGCACCCGCGGGAGAGGUAGCGCUGAGCGGGCCAUCGACGCCGCCAGUACCAGCGGGAACAGAGGGGCCGGCAGCAGUGACGGGGUAUUUAACGUCGAUUAUCGGCGUGUCGUCUCGGAGAGGCGCGCGGCAGCGCAGGGCUCCCUGGAGGGCAUCAUACACAUCCAGAACACCUUUAACAACAUCAUUCUGACCCUUACAGAUCAACAGGGCUUCAUCAAAACGUAUACUUCAGCGGGUAUCGUGGGUUUCCGGGGCGCCCGCAGGUCACAGCCCGUCGCAGCCGAACGAGCCGCGGAGGAGCUAGCGCGUCGGGCGCUCAAAUUAGGCUAUUCGACAGUUUCCAUACGACUUAAAGGUCCCGGCAACACCAAGCAAUACGCAGUGCAGUCUCUCGCGGCCGCUGGUCUCCAGAUUAUAAGCCUGGCGGACGUGACGCCGAUUCCGUACAAUGGCUGCCGCUUGCCCAAAAGGCGCCGGCGCAUACCCAACUUCCGGGACCCGUCCUGCACCUUCUCCCUGGUGCCUGAUCUACGGGCAAGCGUUGUUUCGGAGCAGGCGACUCGAAAAAAGGAUGAGAUGGUCAGCCGGAUGAGACAGCAGCAGCAAGAGCAACGGGGACCGGAGCUGGUGCCUAAGUCACAACGGCUGGAGAAGCAGAGACAGGAGGAGGAGGCCCGGGAGCGGCAGGAGCAGGUGGCGGCCGGGCGGCUGCUGCCGCUGGCUGGGGCGGUGGAUGACGAGCUGGGAGGUCGGGGUGGAGGCCGACUGAAACGCUUCGUCGACGAGGACGAGCUGGAGCUUGUGGUAGUGCUGAAAGGGCACAUGUGCCCUCCGCCUGUUCCUAUCACAUGUCUUUUCUCCUGGACUGGUUUGGGUGCGGCGUAUGGGAUGACGCUGGGGGAGAAGGAGGAGCUGUUUGGUGACGACGACGCGGACGAGGGACCCCGCUUUGGUGGCAAGGGCGGCAAGGGAGCGAAGAAGGUUGAGCAGGCUGUGGACAGACAGUUGGGCAGGCAGUUGCUGACAUGA
Messenger RNA from Volvox carteri f. nagariensis, 1158 nucleotides. RefSeq lists its product as uncharacterized. Gene Ontology annotation, cellular component: mitochondrial small ribosomal subunit; ribosome. The record is from RefSeq and is a predicted model, not a curated record. Gene Ontology annotation, biological process: ribosomal small subunit assembly; maturation of SSU-rRNA from tricistronic rRNA transcript (SSU-rRNA, 5.8S rRNA, LSU-rRNA); translation. Lineage: Eukaryota; Viridiplantae; Chlorophyta; Chlorophyceae; Chlamydomonadales; Volvocaceae. Gene Ontology annotation, molecular function: mRNA 5'-UTR binding; small ribosomal subunit rRNA binding; structural constituent of ribosome. The coding region runs from base 1 to 1158 and encodes 385 amino acids. The transcript has 7 exons.